CUAACGGGUGUUCUAACGUCGACACAACACCAGGAUAAAGCGUGAACUCCGGCUCGGUGUUGUAUUGGUUAAGCAGUGGUGAUCCUAGGCUUGUCGAAGCGAGAGCAACGCCCACAGAAAGCUGCAAAAAGACGCGUUUCCGCUAAAAUCCAACCGUCUCAUCCAACUUUUGCCUCAGGGAUCAAGAACCGAUGUUUAGAUGAUGAAUUCUGAAAUUCUACCCAUAAAUGAAAACAGAAACACUAACGCGGGACCAAACAUGGCGUGAGGACACUGAAAAUACUUUUACAUCAGUAAUAAAGGAGGCAUCAUGGCAGGACAGGAGGACAUGAUGGGCCAGGAGGACUGGAGGGAGAAGUGUUUGGUUCUGGAGUCACUGCUCAUGAAGUUCAGAGUCCAGAUCGUCAAGAUAAGAGAACUCACCGCAGACAAGAUUCAGCUGCUGGAGACUCAGGUGGCUGAUGCAGAAAAGCGAGCCUUCGCCACCCAGGAGCAGCUGCAGUGGAUGGAGGAAAAGUUCAAAACACCAGACGGUCAGCUUGGAGACUCUGAGAUUAAUUUGUUUAAGCGGUGCCAGGAGCUGCAGGUCUUAGUGCAGAAAAAAGAGGACAUGAUGGUCCAGCUGGAGCAGCAGCUGGAGGAGCAGAAACAGAGUCGACUUCAAGAUGCCAAAUUUGUGGAGGAGAAAGCCGCAAAGAUCAAGGAGUGGGUGAUGCUGAGGUUGUCAGAGUUUGAGGUGGAGAACGCAGCUUUAAGAGAAGCCAACCAGCAACAAAAGGCUCAGGUCCUGGAGCUGCAGAAGCAAGUGCAGGCCUUUGAGCAGACGAUGAGCGGAGGUCAGGGAGCCCUGGGAAAGCCAGGUGAGGGGCAGCGCCUCAGCAGCCUGACAUUCGGCUGCUUCCAGGUGAGGGGCAUAAACCCACAGGUCCUUACGGGGCCUGCACCAUCCCAGAAGACCCUCAGUGCACAGGAAGACACAGAAACACCCUGCAACACAACAGAGAAGCAAACAGGACCCUUGGAGACAAAUGGUGAGAUUAACAGACCAGACCCAAGUGGACCAGCGUGUUCUCCACGGGAGAACCGUUCUGAGGGUGUGUGUGGACCUGAGUCAUCUUUACCCUUCAGCACUGCUUCAGAGGCGGACAGUGUGUGUGAGGGCAAAGGGGGAGCAUGCAGGUUCAGCCGGCUCAGCAGCGAGACCUUCCUGACUGCUUCUGAUGACAGCAGCUCUCUGUUUGAUGAUGACAUGCAGCAGGCAGAGCGGCCCGGCUUCAGCCUGCUUGACUCAUCAGACGGAGCUCCAGCAGAGUGUCUGAGCGAGGACGAGGAGGACCCAAAGGCUGGGCUGGACACCUGCACCUCAGAUGAGCUCAACAAAAGAUUCCAGACUCAAAGACUAGACUCCUCAUCUUCCACCAGCGAACCCACCUCCUCCAGCUUCGUCCUCCCGCUGACUCUCACCCCAAAACGACCCAACACGCCUCAGGACCCGAGGGACGACCCCGCCUCGCCAAAACAGCCCCGCCUGAGAGUACCAGUGGGGUUUGGAUUACUGAGUAUGUCCAAGAAACACCUGAGCCAGCCAUCAGUUAGCAGCGAGGCAGCACACGGCCAGACACGUAACGCCCUCAGCAUGCUCCGCCCCCUCCAGACACAGGAAACCGAGUUCGAUCAGCAGCUGAAGGAAGGCGUAGAGCUGAACAGCGACACACUGACCCAAAACCCCUCCAGCUCACAUACACUGCUCACCAUAUCUGCUGAGACAUCGUCUGAACCCGAGACAGAAAUGAGCUCAGAGAGGUCAGACCCAGAGGCCUCAGCAGCUGGCAUCAAGCCUCCGACUCCCCCUCUGCGUAGACUCCCCUCCUGGGAAAGUCGUAUCUAUGCUGUUGCUAAAUCAGGAAUCAGACUCUCGGACACGUCAGGAUCAGACCCCGCCAACAAGAACCCCCUUUUGCAGGCCUCCUAUCCGGCCUUCGUAAUGUACACAUCACUCAUCUACGAAAACAUGACCACACCGGUGUACACCACAGCGAAGGGGAAAGCAACUCUGUUGAGCAGAAGUUCGUUCUCAGAUGAAUCAUCCAGCUCCGACGAGUCCUCCAGCUCCGGAGAGGAGGAGGGCUCUCUCUGCAGUUCCCCCUCUUCCUCCAGCUCCAAGAUGGACAGCAGCCCAGGCAGCUUGCAGUCUCUUAAAAGAGCUGUGUCCAUGGCUUCGAUGACCUCAGAGAGCGACUAUGCCAUCCCGCCCGAUGCCUACUCCACUGAUACAGAGCUCUCUGAGCCUGAGCAGAAGCUGCCUAAAACCUGCAUCUCAGCCAGCAACAACAGCAGCAGCGAGCCGAUGGAGAAGUCGGGAUAUCUGCUUAAAAUGGUCAAAACCUGGAAGAGACGUUGGUUCAUCCUCAAAGAUGGAGAGCUGCUCUACUACAAGUCACCUAGUGACGUCAUCAGAAAACCUCAGGGUCAGAUCAAAGUCAACGCCACCAGCAGCAUCACCCGCGGAGACGGGAAACAGCUUCUCCAGAUCGUGACGGGGAAACACGUUUACCACCUGAAGGCUGACUCUCCUAACCUGCUGGAGGAGUGGCUGCGCAUGCUGCAGAGUGUCCAGAGGGUGAAGGCCGCCUGUCCUCUCUUCACGCAGUCCGAUAUUCGUCCUGACAUGAAGGGACUUCUCGUCAAGGUGAAACAUGGCCACUCCAAGCGGGUUUGGUGUGCUCUGAUUGGUAAAACGUUGUACUUCUUCCGCAGCCAAGAGGAAAAGUUCCCUCUGGGUCAGAUUAAGCUGUGGGAGGCCCGGGUGGAGGAGGUGGACAAGUCAAGAGAGCUAGAUGAUGACCUGAAAGCAUGUGGGCGGAGCUUAGACCUAGCUUCAUUCAUCAUCGCCAUCCAGCCGCAGGAGCAAACUCCAGUCUACCUACUCCUGGAAUCUCGCCAUGAAAUGGACUCGUGGCGGUACCAUCUGUCUGUGGCAGCGGGGACCGCGGUGGGAAACGUCGGCACCGAGUUCGAACAACUGGUGGGAAAACUCUUCCAACAGGAUGGCGAUCCAAAUUCCCAGAUUUGGAGACAUCCUCUGCUGUGUUUCAGUAAGAAGGCUCUGUCGUCCCCUCUCACCACUCUGCCUUCACCGGCGCUGCAGACAGAGGCAUUAAAACUCUUCAAGACUUGUCAGCUGUUUAUCAACGUGGCGAUCGACGCUCCAGCCAUCGACUACCACGUCUCUCUGGCUCAGAGCGCCCUGCAGGUGUGUUUGGCCCACCCCGAGCUUCAGAAUGAAUUAUUCUGUCAGCUCAUCAAGCAGACCCGCAUGAGGCACCCCUACCUUCAGCCCGGACCCCUGCAGGGCUGGCAGUUUCUGGCCUUGUGUGUUGGCCUGUUUCUGCCUCAGCAUCUGUUCUUCUGGCUGCUUCAGGUUCACCUGAAACGACACGGAGACUCCAGGACCGAGGUUGGGAAGUACGUGGUCUACUGUCGGCGCUCGCUGGAGCGGACCCAGCAGAAGGGGGAGAGGCAGGCCAGGCCGUCCCGUAUGGAGAUCCUGUCCAUCCUUCUGAGGAAUCCCUACCACCACUCUCUGCCCUUCAGCGUCCCGGUUCACUUUCUCAACAACACGUAUCAGGUGGUGAGCUUUGAUGCUUCAACAACAGUGGAUGAGUUCCAGAGUCGCCUGAACCAGGACUCCGGGAUGAGGAAAACGGGCCUCUCUGGCUUCAGCCUGUACACCGACGACCCCACGGGGCGACACCUGGAGCACUGUUUGCUAGGAAACAUCAAGGUUUGUGACAUCAUCUCCAAAUGGGAGCAGGCCUCGAAAGAGCUGCACUCUGGGAAGUCUGAAAACACCAGAACCAUCCGACUCACCUACAAGAACAGGCUGUACUUCUCUGAUCAAAUAAGAGGAGAGUCAGAGCGGGAGAGGCUGCUGCUGGCGUAUCAGACCAACGAAGCCAUCAUCGCCGGACACUUUCCUGUUAACAAAGAACUGGCUGUAGAAAUGGCCGCCCUGCUGGCACAGGUGGAGUUUGGAGAUUUCGGUCGUCCUUUUUCUGCUUCUGGAUCAAACCAAAGCAAAUCCUAUCAAACGAUGAAACAAGUGCUGGACAGAUUCUACCCUAAACAUUACAGACGGACUGUUUCUGAGGAGCAGCUCAGACAGCUGCUGCAGCAUCUGUCUGCGCGGUGGUCCUCCCUCAGAGGUCGGAGUUCAUCAGAGUGCGUCAGGAUCUACCUGACCGUUGCCAGGAAGUGGCCCUUCUUUGGUGCUAAACUGUUUCAGGCCGUGUGCGUCACUUCUUCCCUAGAGCCGAAUGCCAGUGUGUGGCUGGCUGUGCACGAAAACGGGAUCAGCGUUCUGGACCACAACAGCAUCAAGCUGCUGCUGUCCUACUCCUAUAAGAACCUGAUGACCUUUGGAGGCUGCAAGAAAGACUUCAUGCUGGUGGUGCGUCACUGCAGCGGCACAGACCCCAGCAAGGACAGACCCACAGAGAAGCUUCUGUUUGCAAUGGACGCUCCCAAAAUAAGGGAGAUCACCCUCCUCAUCUCCAGUUACAUCAACAGCGCUCAUCAGCAAAAGGCCAUCGCCCACCAUCUCUCCGCCCCGGCUCUGAUGGUGGCGCAGCCCAUCAGCCUGAAAAGCAAAGACCUGCGGAGCAAAUCUCCUCCUCUGGAACAUCCCAGCAAAGCUCCCACACGGCUGUGACGACACGCAAAUAUGAGUCUCCAUUAAUUAGAUUAACAAACUAUUUACCGGCAGGUUCCUAAAGACAGACUCCACCUGAACAUUCCUCACCUUUUUUCUAAAGCAGCCGUAAAGUUCCCGAGGAGCCGAGCACUUCAGUAGAAAACGAGCUAAGAGGUUUUGUUUACUUCAGCUUUGUGUCAAAACACUCGGGACAUUUCCAGCUGUUGUUGGUGGGGUUUAAAGGGCAAUCUUUACAUUCCUUUAGUUAAAAACCAGGGUUCUUACAGGUGCUUGACGUCAUUGAAAAUGCAUUUAUUUUUACAAGGUUUUGUUACUGUAACCUAUAUCGGCCGUAGUACAGUCAAGUUUAUUUAUAUAGCACCAAAUCACGACGAGUCGUCUCAAGAACCUUCUCACAGUAAACAUUCAGGGGCCUCAUUUGUCAAGCUUGCUUACGCACAAAACGGGGUCCAAGCAGACUUUGGGAUUUACUGUAUGAAAGAAAACGUAGCGGAAAAAUGUGCACAACUUUAAGUUGACUAAGGACCUGGCUUACACACAUGUUGGACGUGGAGAGCACCUGCAGUGCUGCUGCUGAGAAGAAACAUUUAUGAAAUCCUGCAGCAUUAUCACUUGUACUGCUUCGUUUUCACACAGAACAAGACCCCCCACACGCACGCACGCACACACACACACGCACACACACACACACACACACACACACACACACACACACACACACACACACACACAGCCUGAAGCGCAGAAUGCUGAAUAUCAGCAGGGGGACAGACUGAGACAGAAUGUCAUGCAUCUGUGACAGUGUGUGUCCUGUCACUGUGACCCGAUUGAUCAUGCACCCUGGCUACUUGGACAGGGGAGAUUUCUGUUUGGGUGACCGGUUAGCAUGCAUAACUUUCACCUGGGAGUCUGGGGAUCGAAUCCAAUUGGAACAUUUCUUUUUUUAAAUCCGCCACAGAUCUCCCUGAUGAACUCACAGCAUUGACGGCUUCAGCAACGCUGUGCCACUCUGAUGAUUUUCUCUUAUUUGUUAUGCCACUGCUGUGACCUCCAAAAAGCACUUCCUUUCACUUCUCCACCUCACCCACAAGUACCUCAAUUUCUGCUUGUGUGAAAUUGCGCUUCCUUGAUCUGCUGUCGCCAUGUCAUUGAAGGAGCGCUGCAACAGCUGGCUUAUGUAUAUGCAUGAGAGCCACAAGGCACUUUGCAUUGACUAUUUAUGGCAGUAAGUGGGCGUGGUGAGGGCGGGAUGUGACUAAAGUGCAGCUGAGAAACAUUCCCGUUAGUCUCUGAUUUAUGAAGCGGAGAUUGCGUGCAGCUGUGUGUACUCCAUGUUUGAUAGAUCGCAAACCUACUUGGCGUACAUACUUUUUUUUUUUUUGCUGAGCUUAACUACGGUUUUAGUAAGGAUUCUACCAAUGUUUGAUAAAUGAGACCCCUGGUCAUUAAGCCCAUCAGUAAAAGUUUCCUGUGUGAGGAACCCAGCAGGUUGCAUCGAGUUGCUGACGGUUACCUUUACAAGAAAAUAAAGUAAAGUUAGUAGCAUUUAUGUGCACUAGAAUAAAAGUCCUAAUCAUUUCAUGGUCAUUUUAUGCUAAUCCUGAUGUAAAAUUUGAAUUAAAUAUGAGGAAAUACACAUAAAGCAUCGGUGAAAUAAUUUUAUUUUAGAUUUAGCCUCAUUAUAAUGUAAAUCAUACACGGUGCAGGAAUAUGUCCCAUGGGAAGUGCUUGAAUCGGAUCUUGGCAAUGGUGUGAGAGCCCUGUAAAGUAUAUUUAACAGUAUACAGUAGUGUUGAAACUUCUGCCUGCCUUCAUGUCGCCUUAAUAAACCAACAGGAAGUUACGCUUGUGUGACAUAUUUGGUGUUUAGGAGGAAAGAGAAACAGGAGCUGUGAGGUUUCAGUUCAGUUUGCUUAUCUCUGCAUGCAUGGCUAAUGGAAUUUUUCAUUUGCAUUGGAAAAUUGCUUCGGGCAUCACUGGCAGCAUAAAGAAGCUGAACCAGAAUCAGCCAGAUGUAGCGAAGGUUAGGGAGGUAAAAAAUGGUUUGAUAUCAGAUCAUAUUGUUUCCUGUCUAAAUCAAGUUCUUGAUUAAACCGUUUUUCCAACCAAA
Molecule: messenger RNA, 6824 nt
Organism: Nothobranchius furzeri (turquoise killifish)
Lineage: Eukaryota; Metazoa; Chordata; Actinopteri; Cyprinodontiformes; Nothobranchiidae
Gene: plekhh2
Product: pleckstrin homology domain containing, family H (with MyTH4 domain) member 2
Biological process (GO): negative regulation of actin filament depolymerization
Cellular component (GO): cytoskeleton; cytoplasm
Molecular function (GO): actin binding
Source: RefSeq, a predicted model, not a curated record